AUGUCGGCUAGCGUCCAAAGGGAAACACCGCAGCUUCCGCCUACAUUCGCGGUGCAUUCCCCGCCGUCACCACCACGCAGUCAGGAGCGCAGCUUAGCUUCGUCUCGGAACGGCGAUGGUCAUAUACAGGGAGGUCUGACGCACCAUGUGCGCCAAUCUGCUUCUACAAGCGUCUCUACAUCCGUCCCUCCUCGGCCGAUGACACCGAAGCCAAGCCCUUCCACACCUUCCAUUCAACCCGCACGCCUUUCUCCAAAUGGACCUAGUGUGGAUGCGAAUAGCCUGUCCGUGGAACGAAAGCUGAAGAGUACUUCUCUCCCGCCACCGGCUAAUCGAGCAACGAAACCAAAAAUACCUGUAAAGCCGCCAACGCUCUCCCAGACCGAGCGCAAUACUCUGGCCCCGCAACAAGAGCGAGCCUCAUUCGAAGACCAUGUGUCCCCAUUUAGUACGCCUCCAAGCAGCCCGGAGAAGGGACCGCCCAAGCCUAUGUCUACUGAGAAGGUUGCUCCGAGGCCGCUUCCCGCGCGUCCAAUCCCAGAACCGCCCACCCGACGUUCAUUUGAGGAGCGACCUUCAGCCGCAGCCCUGAAUGUGGCCCGAGAUCUGAGGGAUCAUAGUUCUCCUCGUAGUAGGCCACUUCCCGAACCUUCUCGGGCGACGAAGCCAUUGAUGGUGCAAAUCCCUGCCUCAACACCAGUUCUGCCAGAAUCUUCUACUGCCCCUCCCAUCUCGAUACAGAGACCCCCACCCUCGAAGGAGUGGAAAAUCCCCCCGUCCGCGAAUUUCCCCCUGCUGAUUAACCUCCCACCUCCAAGGACACCAGGACACCGGCCUUUGCCACCCGCACAUCAGUUCGCUGAACCCCCGAAAACAUCCACCCAGUAUCAGCGUCAUAAGACCACGAACUUGGGGUCACAGCCUCCACCAUUCCCGGAGCGUCGCAUUGCGCGGACCGACACGGAAGAAGAGGAAGCGCCGAUUGAUGAGCCCGCAGUUCCGUUAACCGAUUAUCCGGACGCCUCACAGGCAAACCGCCGACCUCCUUUCUACAAAACAGGCCCGAAAGAGAUACCCACUCGCUACGACACUCGCGUUCUGGACGUGUGUGGAAAAUAUGUUUGCACAACGGGUUACUUGACCCGAGUCUGGGAUCUGACCACAGGCGAGCUGCUCAUGACUCUCGGCCAUGGAGAGACCGUCAAAAGCCUUUCCAUUGCUUUCAAGCCCGGGAACUCGUUGGAGGAAGAAGGACAGCGGUUCUGGCUUGGGACAAGUGCCGGAGAUCUCCAUGAAGUUGAUAUUAAGUCGCAAAUGAUAUGCUCCAGCCGCUCGUAUCCGUCUCGUCGAGAGGUCAUUAAGAUCCUUCGUCACAAGAAAGAGAUGUGGACACUUGAUGACGAGGGUCGACUGCUUGUAUGGAUGCCAGAUGAGACCGGAACGCCGAAUCUGCAAUAUAGCUACCAUAAUCCUCCAGAGCGAGUUGCGCGCGGCCACACCUUUUCCAUGGUUGUUGACGACACGCUCUGGCUUGCGGCCGGUAAGGAUGUGUAUAUUUACCGUCCCGACGCGAAAGACGAGGUUUCAUUCAAGGUCUUGAAGCGCCCUAUUAGUAUGCAGUCUGAGGUCACAUCAGGCGCUUAUACCACAAAAGACGGUGGGCGUGUUUACCUGGGGCAUGCGGAUGGCAAGGUCACGAUAUCCUCGUCGACGGACUAUUCAUGCCUCGGAGUGGUGAAUGUCAGCGUGUAUAAGAUCAAUUGUCUCGGUUUCGUCGGGAAUUAUCUAUGGGCGGCCUAUAAAACAGGCAUGAUAUACGUCUACGAUGUCAAGACAAACCCUUGGACCGUGAAGAAGGACUGGCGUGCUCACUCAAGUCCAGUGUGCGGUUUCGUGCUGGACUCGAGCAGCGUUUGGACGAUGAACCGCCUUCAAGUCACCUCACUGGGCUUAGACAAUUGCAUUCGUCUCUGGGAUGGAAUGUUAGAAGACGAUUGGAUUGGUAAGUCAGACCAGCGAAUGUCAACUCCUAGGAUAUUUCUAAUUUGUAUAGAUGCCCGAAUGUCCAGCAAAGAUGUUGAAUUCUGCCAAUUCCGAGAAAUCCGUGCUGCGGUCGUGACAUGGAAUGCCGGUGCUUCUACACCUGGGAGUCUCAGAACAUCAGAUUUCUUCAAAAAUGCCAUCCACCCAGAAGACCCGCCAGAGAUCAUCGUCUUUGGAUUCCAGGAGCUGGUCGAUCUUGAAAACAAAAAGAUCACAGCCAAGAGCUUGUUGAUGAGUGGCAAGAAGAAAGAAACCGGGGAGAAAGAACACACGAGCCGACAAUAUCGAGUGUGGAUCGACUAUCUGACCCGAGUCCUUCACGAAUGUAUGCCUCUCGAUGAAUCGUACGUGUUGCUGCACUCCGCCAACAUGGUCGGUCUCUUCACCUGCAUUUUCGUGAAGCACAAAGAGCGCCACAAUAUCAAGAGCAUCAACGCAUCGGAAAUCAAGCGAGGCAUGGGAGGGCUGCAUGGCAAUAAGGGUGCUCUCAUCUUUCGGUUCGUUUUGGAUGACAGCUCGAUGUGCUUUGUCAACUGCCACCUUGCGGCUGGCCAGACCCAAACUGCCCACCGCAACACGGACAUUGCACAGAUCCUGGAAGCCGAAUGCCUGCCCCACGAGACCAAUCUGGUGACUCGAAUUGAUCAGUACGCGAGUGGCGGCGACGGAUCCAUGAUUAUGGACCACGAGAUCUGUAUCCUCAACGGAGAUCUGAACUAUCGCAUUGACGCCAUCCCGCGUCCCACCAUUAUCAAUGCCAUCCGCCAAAACAACCUUGCUAAAUUGCUCGAGCGAGAUCAAUUGCUGGCUUCGCGACGUAAGAACCCUGGGUUCCGACUCCGAAGCUUUACUGAAGCGCCCAUUACGUUUGCCCCCACUUACAAAUACGAUGUUGGGAGUGACGAGUACGACUCCAGCGAGAAGAAGCGCUCCCCGGCUUGGUGUGAUCGGAUCCUCUAUCGCGGCUUCGGCCGAAUCAAGCAGCUUGAAUAUCGCCGGCAUGAAGUCUAUGCCUCUGACCAUCGGCCUGUCAGUGCGAGCUUCAAGAUUCGGGUGAAGACGGUGCUACCGCAGAAACGAGCUGCAGUCUGGGAUGUCUGUCAGCAAGAAUUCCAAGACGAAAAGCGCCGACUUGCUUCUGAAGCAAGGUGA
Messenger RNA from Penicillium chermesinum, 3195 nucleotides. Its product is annotated as putative inositol polyphosphate phosphatase. The transcript is spliced from 4 exons. Gene Ontology annotation, biological process: phosphatidylinositol dephosphorylation. The coding region runs from base 1 to 3195 and encodes 1064 amino acids. Gene Ontology annotation, molecular function: protein binding; phosphatidylinositol-4,5-bisphosphate 5-phosphatase activity. Lineage: Eukaryota; Fungi; Ascomycota; Eurotiomycetes; Eurotiales; Aspergillaceae. The record is from RefSeq and is a predicted model, not a curated record.